AUGCUGCGAGGCCAGGGCAUGCUGAAGAACCGCUGCUGCGUCCUGCUUGGUGACCUCAGGCUGCUCCUGCUCGGGCCGCCGGCGCCUCCUCCGCCGCCGCAGCUCAGCCCCAUGAGCGGACAAGCCACGCAGAGCCGCGAGCCGGCGGGCGUCGCCGAGCGAGGCACCCCGCCCGCGGCCGCGACCGCGGCGGCAGCCCCCGUCGCCGCCGGGGCCGAGCGAGGACCGGCAGUGCCGGGCUGGGUGGACGCCGCGGAGCUUUCGGCGGCGCUGCGUGGAUGCGGCAGCUCGUCGGACGACUGCUCGAAGGGCAAACUAGAGGAGAGGUUCUCCCUCACUAGCUACACGGAAAGCGGCUUCAGGACGCCCGUGUGCAGGAUCUGCUUCCAGGGACCGGAGCAUGGGGAGCUCCUGAGCCCAUGUCGCUGCAGCGGUUCCGUCCGCUGCACCCACCAACCCUGCCUCAUCAAAUGGAUCAGCGAGCGAGGUUCCUGGGCCUGUGAGCUCUGUUACUACAAAUACCAGGUCAUCGCCAUAAGCACAAAGAACCCACUGCAGUGGCAGUCUAUUUCUCUCACGGUGAUCGAGAAAGUGCAGAUCGCUGCGGCCAUUUUGGGCUCUCUCUUUCUCAUGGCCAGCAUUUCCUGGUUAGUCUGGUCCUCGUUUAGCCCGUCAGCGCGCUGGCAGCGCCAAGACCUGCUCUUCCAGAUUUGCUAUGGCAUGUACGGCUUCAUGGACGUCGUCUGCAUAGCGUUGAUUGUCCACGAGGGCCCUUCAGUGUUUCGCAUCUUCCACCGCUGGCAAGCCGUCAACCAGCAGUGGAAGGUCCUCAACUAUGACAAAACUAUGGACAACGUUGACCUGAAGGACGUUGCGGCAGAUAGGACUCAUCAGCCCGGACGGGCUUACCAGACCGGGCUCGGGACGUCGGCUUCCACCUCAUCGCUAAUGGCGGUGGCGUCCACGGCCGGCGGCUCAGCGCCUGCCGCCACUGUGGGGCCCGGGGUCCCUGACGGUGGUGCGGCGGCCGACCCGCAUUGCCCCUACAAUCUCCUACAGCUGCUCAGCCACCUGAGGCCGUCAGAGCCCCGCAACCAAGCCGGCGGGAAUGCUCGAGAGCUGGUCAUGAGAGUCACGACAGUCUGA
This is a messenger RNA of Nerophis lumbriciformis (worm pipefish), 1146 nucleotides long. NCBI's taxonomy places the organism in Eukaryota, Metazoa, Chordata, Actinopteri, Syngnathiformes, Syngnathidae. The record is from RefSeq and is a predicted model, not a curated record.